Paramuricea clavata is the source of this 3805-nucleotide messenger RNA. The record is from the annotation of a GenBank genome assembly. NCBI's taxonomy places the organism in Eukaryota, Metazoa, Cnidaria, Anthozoa, Malacalcyonacea, Plexauridae.
AACAGGCGUAUAAAAUACCUCAAAGUAUGUGAACAAGACUCGGUUAGCACCUCGUUUUUAACACACUUUGGUCAUUUAUACGCCGAUCAUAAACGCUUUCUCGUUCUUCCAAUAUAUCUGAUUAUAUAUUAUGUGACAUUUUAACGUUGAAUGCAUUUACUUUACGAAUAAGGUGUUGAGAGGGUACAAACAGAAUAUUCAUUGAUACCGAGCUUUCUCAUCUUUUAGAUUUUGGCAGCAUUGUGAACUUGAAAUAUAUUGCUGGACAGUAUUUCGUGAUGGCUUUACUUUUGCAAGGUUUUGUGAACGGCCAGGAAUACAGGCCAGGUGAACGUAAGUGCAGAGUUAACAAUAAAUAAUACCAGACAGUUUACAAAUUAACUUUACUGGAUAACUCUAUAGCAAUUCUAAACUGCUGUUCCGCCUGGAGACCACCCGUAAUGGUCCAGACAUCAUGCAGUGUUACUAUACAGGGAGAAACCAGAACUAACUUUAACUUUAUCCACACUGGAUAGCUCCAUCAGUUCUAAACUGUCUCCCUAGACGUCCAGUAAGCAUCAUCUCUUAUUGAUCCAGUGUUACUACAGGAGGAAACCUAAACUAACUUAACUUUAUUCAUACUGGAUAGCUCUAUCACUUCUAAACCAUGGUAACAAAUUUCUAAAUUUUAAUUUUAGACUCAGAUGGUGGUUUGUAUGAGGAAGUCGUGUCAAUUUACAACGAACAUUUUACAACGCCUGAGUCAAGAGAACCGUACCUUAUCAAAGUACAUCGCUGUAUCAUCGCUUGUCGGACUAAAACUUCCAUUGCCAUGCCCUAUGCUUUAAUACAGAAAGAAAUAGAAAUUGUAGUAGCAGAUAUCAACAAUCCAACAAAGUUUUAUAAAUAUGUCGUGUACAACCAUACCAAAUGUGGAUGUGAUAAACAUAAUGUCACAAAGAACGAGUUGCACAAGAAUCUUGUUUCUAACGAAGGUAAGCGUUUCAAUGAAUGGACAGAAGAACGUGCCACACGGCUACAAGUUGUUGGAUUAAAUGUUGCUGCCACAUGGAAAAAUCUCACAACUUAUCGACAAGAUGUGUUUGCACUGUUUGUUUCCAGUUGUUGACAAAUCUGGAAGAAGUUGUUAUCAACUUGUAAUAACAAGGUUGAUAACGACAACAGAUUCGCAACAAGUUGUUCCAACAAGUCUGAUAUUGUCGGCUUGCAAAAAUAUGUUAACACGUUAAUGACAACAAGCUCGUAGUAAGUUGUAAUAAGUUUGAUACAGUCACCAACCUUGUAACAAGGUAAUAACAAGUUGUUCCAGACUUAUUACAACAACUGGGAACAAACAGUGCGAACACCUCCUGAUAUCGGCUUCACAACAACAUUGUUACAACGUGUAAUAAAUAAAAUAUAAUAUAUAUUAACCUCGCAGAGAAGUGAACUAUAAAUCUUGUUCUAUUUAGUGAACGAAACUGAAUUCAAGGCAAAACUACCUAACAAUCCUGAGAAUCUGAGAAAUUGCAGCCCAUCAUCAUUCUGUAGCAAGCCUCAACCGCGCCAUAAGCUUAAUCCUAUCCCUAGGAGACUGACUGCGAUUGUCCCAGGACAGCGGUUUGUCCUCUAUUAUCGAUGCUUGCCUGGUUGUGGUGCUACCACUAACAAUACGAAGAUGAAAACGGAGAUGCUCUCGGGCUCUGACAAAUACUAUAUAUGGAUAAAAACCGACACGCAUUGUUGGACGUAUCAAAAACAAUCAAGAGUGGCGAGGUCCAUCCUGGAGAGUCUUAACAACCUAAACACAACGUAUCCGUCAUCUUUAAAGACUAAACUGACGCAGGAUUCAGGUAAACACCAUGCUUUAGAAUGUGAAUACGCUCCUUUUCAAUAAAAUAAUUUGUUUAGACAUACACGAGUAAAAACGAACAACCUGCUCCCGGUUGAUAUCGACAGGCUUGAACAAAAUUGCACGCUGCACCCUAAGAACAAGUUGUCCACAAUAUUGUUACAGCAUUGUUACAACUGGCCAAUGAUGUAACAACAUUGUUACAACUGACCAAUGAUGUAACAACAUUGUUACAACUGACCAAUGAUGUAACAACAUUGUUACAACUGACCAAUGAUGUAACAACAUUGUUACAACUGGCCAAUGAUGUAACAACAUUGUUACAACUGACCUAUGAUGUAACAACAUUGUUACAACUGACCAAUGAUGUAACAACAUUGUUACAACUGACCAAUGAUGUAACAACAUUGUUACAACUGACCAAUGAUGUAACAACAUUGCAACAACUGACCAAUGAUGUAACAACAUUGCUACAACUGACCAAUGAUGUAACAACAUUGUUGACAAUUCUGUGGGUGCAGCAACUGGAUAUCAACUGGAAACAGGUUGUUGGUUUAGAACUGAUAGAACUAUCCAGCAUAAAUAAAGUUAGUUUAGAUUAGUUUUCAUACUGUAUCAUUCCUGAUAUUAAUGCAUGCUUAGCAACCAUAACCCAACAUUACUUUUCCAAUUCCAUUUCAUUUCAGAGACAGAAAGCGGUGUAUUGAUUUAUAUUGCUUCACCAAAAGUAUUCCUGGCUGCGUUUGUUCUAUCUGUGAUACUGGUGUCGAUAUUAAUUGUGGAUUUCAACCUCUGCCACCGCAAGAAAGGAAUAAUGUAUUCAGUACUGAGCUGUAGAAAGGACAUGAAAGAUAACGCAUGCUCUGAUUGUGCUGAACGACAGAAGAAAGUCAUUGAAAUCGUUUAAAAUGAAGGAUGGUUAAAAGCAUGGGAACAAAUCUACUCGUAACAUGGGUCCCCCAAAACGCAAUCACGCCUUUUCAUGGUGGGAUAAUGGUUAGUCCCUCAUGGUGGGACACCCCUCGGGAAAUGUUGUGUCCCAAAGGGAAUGUGAAGUGAGUGAAAGAAACAGAACGGAAAAGGUACUGAAGCCCCCUCUGAAGUUCUCAUGUUGCCCCCCCCCCCCUCCACCUGGUCAGUGGGUGUGACCCCUCACCAUCCCACAGAAAACCAGACCCCUAGGAAGAGUAAGGAAAAGAAUGUAUGGAGAGUGAGUGUGUGAAUGCUGCUCCUUAUCCCUCACUUUUGAAAGUGUCAGGCCGCCCAAGAAUUUUACACCAAGGGAAAGUUUUGAGAAUGUUGUAUCUUGGUAUACACAUAGUCAUACAUUGGUCAGCUUCCCUCCCUUUAGACAGGAAAAUUAUAAGCUGCGAGUAAAGUAAAGGAAGGAAAGGCAUAUUGGGAUUUCUCGAGAGACCUCAGUUGACAAAUUAUGCCCUGACAAUCGAAAAGAGACGGAAAGAAAGCAGCAAAAGAUUGAUUGAAUGUUGUGUCAAUCUAGACAAUAUUGUUUUGCUUAUUAAAAUAACUAAUGGUAUUAAACUCAAUUUAAAUUUUGCAAAAAGUAAUUUUAGGUUUAGAAUGUACUAAAGGCCAUAUCAUACACGAGACAAAUUUUGCUGCAACUUGCAACCCAAUUUCGAACAUAUGAAAAAUGAGAAAAUGAAAGAAAUGGGAUGAAAAAUGCCACUGGGUUAACUUUGAGCCAUGCUCACAAUUUCCCUCAGACUCCGUUUUAGAUAACAUCAGUCUAUGUCAGAAAUUGCGUAGAAAGUAGCAGCAAAAAUUGCCUGGUGUAAUAUGUCAUAACCUUAUAAGACAAUUAGUACAGAUCUUAUUAUAGUUAAUGUGGCUAUUUCAACAAUACCAAGCUAUUUGUAAAUUAAUGAGAGCAAUUUGAUGUUAUAAUUCGUAUAUUAUGUUAUGAUAAUUGUCUUAUUGUACCAAAUUAUGCUGUUGCGUUGUGAAGUUGCC